Trichomonas vaginalis G3 is the source of this 558-nucleotide messenger RNA. Its product is annotated as organellar and viral DNA polymerase type B. The transcript has a single exon. NCBI's taxonomy places the organism in Eukaryota, Parabasalia, Trichomonadida, Trichomonadidae. Bases 1 to 558 code for a protein of 185 amino acids. The record is from RefSeq and is a predicted model, not a curated record.
AUGGACAAAGAUUGCGACAUGGUAUAUAAGAAUGUUUCUGACAUAUAUAAAUCUGAAGAAUUUAAGACCUACGACAACUUUGUUUCGUUAGUUGCUGAAUGUGUUUGGGAAAUAAGAGAUAAAAAUAGAAGAGGCAAAGUAUGGAACAAACAAAUAAGACCCGCUAUGUUUGAGAUGAAGAGAGCAAUUGACGCUUUAGUUGUUCUAGCAGGUAAGGUUUCAGAAUAUAACGCAAAAAUGAACCCGCAAUGUUCUAAAUGUAAAGCGGCAAUUAGGAAAUAUAACUACUCCGUCAAAGAGAUAGAAAGAAUGAGAAACGACUAUGCAGAUUUAAAGAAAGAAGCAGAAAAGCCAGCAGAAGAUAAAAUGGACAUGUUAGAAUUUCUGAACAAAAACUAUCCAACUGCUGACGAUUUCCUUCUAUCUGACGUCAAGAAGAAAUAUAAAGAGACUUUCGGCAUAGUUAAAACAUUCGAUAUCCUCAGCGAAGAAAUAGAAGCUACAAAACUGUUUAGAGUCUCACGAAUUCAUAACGUUUACCAUGUAAAACGCUUAUAA